Messenger RNA from Fonsecaea nubica, 963 nucleotides. RefSeq lists its product as hypothetical. The transcript has 4 exons. Lineage: Eukaryota; Fungi; Ascomycota; Eurotiomycetes; Chaetothyriales; Herpotrichiellaceae. The record is from RefSeq and is a predicted model, not a curated record. Gene Ontology annotation, molecular function: hydrolase activity. The coding region runs from base 1 to 963 and encodes 320 amino acids.
AUGUCGGACGCGGUGCAAGAUUUCUACCAACGUCCGAGCAAAGUUACAACUUCGAAUGGAGCCUCAAUCAACUUCCACGCGAGGGGCUUGAGCAGUGUUUCGCGGGGUGAUACAGUCCUGGUCCUCCUGCAUGGCUAUCCGCAGUCGAGUUAUUUGUCUUUGAUACCUCUACUGCCCGCCAACCUCCCUCUUUUCGUCCCAGAUCUUCCCGGUUAUGGCGACAGCGCCGCCAUUGGCUUGCAGCAGGAUAAAAGGACGGUCGGCACUACGGUCCUGGACGCUCUGAAAAAGAGCCUCCCGAGUCAGGCAGAUGAGCGCCCGAAGAUUAUCAUCGCAGGACAUGAUCGAGGCGCACGGGUCUGCCAUCGUCUCGCCGUCGAUGCUGGAGAUAUCUCCUCGUUCGAGAUAGUAUCCGUGAUCCUCCUCGAUAUUGUCCCCACGGCCGUCCAGUGGGACACGUUCACCAGCGCCAAAAGUGCCGCCUCCAGAUUCCACUGGGCGCUCCUCGCAAAUGUGGAGAUCGCCACCAAGCUCAUCGGUAGCCACGGCGGAGGCUCGUGGUGCUCGGAGCUGAUCCACCGGUGGGCAGGCCGCAACGAACAAAGGAGAGCGAGAGUCUUAGAUCCCCAAGCUCUGGCAGUCUACUGCCGUCAUUUUGACAAAGAAUCUGUCAUCAGAGCUACUUGUGAGGACUACCGUGCUGGUGCCUUUGAAGAUGACGACCUCCAGCGGGAAGAUCAAAAGGCGGGCAACAAAAUCAGGAUCCCGACGUUGGUGGUGUACUCGGAGGCUUAUAUUGGAGCCACUUACGACGUGGAACCGAUAUGGAGAGACUGGUGCGCAGAGGGGACCAAGCUGGAAACCAAAGCCAUCGGAGACGGAGUGGGACAUUUUCUGCCCGAGGAAGCUCCAGAGGAGACGGCGGAGGUUAUGAAUACGUGGAUCAAGCAAUGGACACAGUAG